Didymella exigua CBS 183.55 is the source of this 1060-nucleotide messenger RNA. RefSeq lists its product as uncharacterized. Bases 298 to 843 code for a protein of 181 amino acids. The record is from RefSeq and is a predicted model, not a curated record. NCBI's taxonomy places the organism in Eukaryota, Fungi, Ascomycota, Dothideomycetes, Pleosporales, Didymellaceae. The transcript has a single exon.
GUUCUCGUUGCAGCAUAAGGCUUCGCAUGUCUUGCGUUUGCCUCUGUGCCUUGUCGCAGUAAACUACAUAUUCGCUCCAAUUCCGUGUAGUGCGGACACUGUUGUCGAGAUCAACAGAACGCCACCAUAUCAGCACUGGAGCGGGCUUCUAGCAUACGGCGCCUGGUACAGUGACUAACAAGCCGAAAGGACGCAUCUGAAGUUCCCGCUUGUCCCACAUCUGUGAUCUACGAACACGUCCAGUAACAGCGCAGCUUGCUUUCAGUUCACAGCAGACGUAACUCGCUUUUCCUACAUAUGGACCAAGAGACGAACCAAACGGAAAGCCUUGCGGUGAACAACCGAGCACAACAAUCCACUGCGGAUAAGUGGGACAUCAGUGACGAGCCGUUGGAUGACGAUGCUGUCGAGCUGGAUGUUGACGGUACCUUCAUUGCAAGUGUGGUCAGUGAACGCGAAUGGAUCCCUCUAUCCAUCAGAAAGCGGAUCUCGAGUGCUACUAACGGGUGCCCACCAGUGACACCCCCAAUAGAAACAGACGCUUGUCUAGAAGACCAUACCGCAUCACUGACUGUAGGGAAAUCGCUGUCUCCUCAGGAUGCGGAAAACCUCUCCCUCUCUGAGGAACUGAGCGGACAUGAUUUACUCGCUCUCGACGCCGACAAUAGCGAGCCACUACCCUUUGAAGACAUUUGUCCCAUCGUUGUAGAAUUUGUCGCCCAACAGCUGAACGAGUUCGACUGGAGUAAGCUGAAAAGGCGAAUAUGCAUGGAACAAUUAAAAUACGAUUCUCGAACCUUCCAUUGGGUACAAGACGUGAGGCACGAGAAGUUUGCUUGUUGAACCUGCAGCAUAAGUAAGGAGUGUGUGUCUGCGGUGGUAAGGUGGAAAUACGUUCCUGGUCCUGCCUUUGCUGCCGAGACUGAGGAAGUCGGGCACGCAACCAGAUGAAUUUGAGUACUGGGUUUCGGGCGGACCAAUGUGAAUUGUUGGUGUAGUGUACUCAGUGUGAGGGCAAGCACCCAACCGAAGGUAGAGCAUGUUAGGUGCAUAUCAGCCC